GGUGCUAUCGAUGCUUCCAGUUCGUUAUUAGUGUUCUAUAUGAUAUAUCAACAAACAGAUUUUGCACGCUGUAAUUCGGAUAAAAAUGAAAUUAUUCAUUCACAUCCGCCUGGAUUGGAACUAUUCUGGAACACAGACAAGGACAAAACUGGACUGAAAUCAAACACUUUGUUGCCAUAAAUCUAAAGAAGCCUACAAAUGAGUUACAUCACCUGGAUUAUGAAGUUUUACCUUCCAAUAGCAGCAGCUAUAGUGGCAUUCCUUAGUCUUAUUGCCUGUGGGUUUACUGAGGGUGCUCCUGACGAUAUGAGAAAAAGCAUGAUUGAAGCUUACAACCUGUCACGGGCGAUAAACCGGAGUCUAACAGGUUAUGACAGGAAAGUCAGACCAAACGCAGGUGGACCGCCAGUCAUAGUGAAAAUAGAAUUUAAAGUCAUCUCCUUUGGAGAAAUCAAGGAGGCUAAUAUGGAAUAUUCGAUGGACAUAUUCAUGCGGCAAUGGUGGCACGAUCCAAGGUUUAAGAACAACUACAGCAAACCAUUCAACAUGGCCGCCGAUCCAACUAAACUGUUCUGGACUCCAGAUACAUACUUCUGGAAUGUGAAGGAUGCCAAAUACCAUCACGUGACCAGGGAGAAUAUGAGAGUGAAAAUAUCUCCUGCCGGAGAGGUUUAUUACAGCACAAGAAUUACUUUAACAGCCCAGUGUGAUAUGGAUUUGCGUCUCUACCCAAUGGACACACAGUAUUGUCCCCUUAUUAUAGAAAGCUAUGCGUACACGACAGCAGAUGUAGAUUACCGUUGGAAGGGAGGAGAUGAUCAGGGCAUAGAAAUAGUGUCCGCUGAAAUGGCUCAGUUUGAUCUGACUGGAGUUAAGACCCGCACUAAAUCGCAGACCAACAGUAAAGGUUCCUUUGCAAGUCUCACAGCGGUGUUUUCGUUUCGAAGACGCACAGAGAGCUUUGUGUCUUCCAUCUUUGUUCCCGCCAUAGUGCUGGUUGUCCUGUCUUGGUGCUGCUUCUUUAUAUCACCUUCUGCUGUCCCGGCCAGAGUGGCCCUCAGCAUCACCACCAUCUUAACAUCAAUUUUGCUCAAGGGGAACGUUAACAGGGACAUGCCCAAGGUCAGUUACAUGAAGGCGGUUGACUACUUCUUGCUGACGUCGUUUGGUUUCAUUUUCGCCGCGUUGAUCGAGUUUAUCAUCGUGCUCAACACCAAUCCAGUAUUCUCAGCGCCUUCCUGGUUCAAAAGGGGUAAAAAGGCGGAUGGCAAAAAGGAAAUCGCGAUGGAAUGCGAGGCCCAUAGCAGAGGCAGUGUUGAUCUUAUCGUGCAAGUAAUGGAUGAAGGAGUGUGUAGAAUCAGGAACAACAAAGGAAAUAUUAAGCUGAAACCUCAACCCAAACAACAACUUCCUACAACACCUCAAGAAGGAGUUAAACCCAAGGCACACUGGAUCGACCGAUUGUCAAGAUUUGUCUUCCCUACUUUGUAUGUCACAUUCCUUGUUUCCUACACCAUAUAUUACGGUGUGCUUAGGGAAGAAAACGAAGGAAACAAAGAUGUGGUGGAAUAAACAAUUUAUCUGAAGAAAGACAAGACAAUUUGAAUGGAAAUUACUGGUUUUGGUUUGUUAAUUGGCAAUUAUCAACAGAGAUAAAUUUGAAAUAGUCUUAGAAUCAUUUUAAAAAACCUUACCCCGAAGAUGACAGUAAAUAUUCACACGGGUAAAUAAAAUACCUCCAGAGAGGUAGCAGCUAACUGAAUUAAAGGCUUCGCAUAAUUUUUCGAUGAAUGCCUGACUUAAGAAUUAAAAAAAAAAACAAAGCUAUCAGUAGCAUUCCUCUGUCUACAAACACAUUAAUAACACUAUUUAGUUUCGAACUGAACAUAAGUUGACAGAAGAAAACUGCCAACGCUUAUAUGAAAACCAGUAGAAUAACUGGAACAAAAACAGUUUGAUAAGUUUUGAGGGCCAAAUUGUGCUAAGUAAAAGAAAAGUAAUUUAACUUAAGGUCAAGAUUAAUGUGACUUUAUUCAGACAGUAGCAACAGGAAUGCAUUUUUGCUUUUUGUUGUUACUCUUUGGCCUACUGGUCAUUUUACAGUAUGAUAAUAUAUAAGAUGAAACGAAAUCUCACAAUGUCCCAGCCCAGUACAACCGUCCUUUGGCACCGUAGUAUCCCGACAGAUUUAAGGCUCAAGUAAAUUAAAUACAUUUUCAUUAAAUUUCAGUUUUAAGAUUAGCAUUUUUAAUUACCAAGGAUCGACGACAGACGAAUUAUAUUUUCAUUAUUCGAUGGCUUAACAGGUUAGAACCGUGGACUGCAAAUGGUAAAACAAUCCUCGCCUUGAGCUGAUAAGCCAUCUUAUAAAGUGCGCAAUAGAAUAAGGUUGAUUCGUCAUAUCGAAUUAGUAUCGGUAUCUAGUUUAUGAUAAACGUUAAGCUAAAAGAUUAUGGAAAUCAACUAAAACAAACCGGUACAGUGGAUAUUGUCAGGCAAAAAUGAAAGCGCGCCAUAAUUCUAAAGAUUAUAAUUCUGUGACCUAAACUACUUAGCUAAACUUUUGUAGCGAUUUGGAAAUAUGUACAAAGUUAAUGACCUAAUAAUAAUAUGCAUUUACCCUGUUUACAGGAUAAUUAUUAUAUAUUCUGAGUAUAUAAUGCCGCUAAGGCGAUAGUUUCUUUGUCUUUCCUCACAUCCUCUAUUUAUUUCACUUUUGCAAAAGGUCAGUUUCAUUCUGCUCAAAACUUAGUUAAAGCUUAUAACUACGAGGAUGAGGUCAUUUAACGGCAAGUUACGUAUUGUAAAUACUGUACAAUAUCCUUUGGAGUAGGACUGCUGAAAUAAAUCUCUCUCAAUUAUA
Molecule: messenger RNA, 2863 nt
Organism: Orbicella faveolata
Lineage: Eukaryota; Metazoa; Cnidaria; Anthozoa; Scleractinia; Merulinidae
Product: gamma-aminobutyric acid receptor subunit beta-2-like
Biological process (GO): monoatomic ion transmembrane transport
Cellular component (GO): membrane
Molecular function (GO): transmembrane signaling receptor activity; extracellular ligand-gated monoatomic ion channel activity
Source: RefSeq, a predicted model, not a curated record